Messenger RNA from Limulus polyphemus (Atlantic horseshoe crab), 2129 nucleotides. RefSeq names its product beta-amyrin 11-oxidase-like. Gene Ontology annotation, molecular function: iron ion binding; heme binding; monooxygenase activity. Gene Ontology annotation, biological process: sterol metabolic process. The transcript has 10 exons. NCBI's taxonomy places the organism in Eukaryota, Metazoa, Arthropoda, Merostomata, Xiphosura, Limulidae. The coding region runs from base 183 to 1448 and encodes 421 amino acids. The record is from RefSeq and is a predicted model, not a curated record.
CCCAAUGUGCGGAGUGUGUCUUAGAGACAAUUAAUGGUUUCCGAAACGGCCAUGAGCCCUUGGAUUCACAGUCCGAGCACACUAACUAUUCUGUCACUUCAAGCCAUCCAAACAUCCAAUUCUUGGCAGGUUGAAUAAAUUAUUUCCCUGACAAUCACUUAAAACUGAAAGCAGCAACAGUAAUGGAAUUACCAGGGUACAGUGGAUCUUUUUUGAGUGAUAAGACACGUGAGCUGUAUAAGAACGUAGAUGAGUUUGCAAAGAAGUAUUCCUCCCAGUAUAAUUCCAGCAUCUUCUUGUCUCGCUUAUUAUUGAAGCCUACAGUAGUUGUGACUGACAAUGCAACAGUUAGAGAACUACUUGCUGAUAAAGAAGGAAAUUUUGAAAUGGGGUAUAAAGAAUUUUUCUAUGAAAUUUAUGGUGAUGUUUUGCUGUUUUUAUCUGGUGAAGAAUCAAAACCUGUACGUGCAGUACUGGAAUCUCUCAUGACUAGAGAUCAUGGAAACACAUACACAACUUUCUUGGAGAAAAUUAUGGACAAUUGGAUGGAUAAACUUGAAACAAGCAAACCAAUAGAUGUUUAUAAGCAUUUUAAAAAAAUGUCAACCCACAUCAGCCUGUCUCUGUUCUUGGGAAUAGAUCCAGCUGAAUCAGCUAAUUUUGUGGACCACCUGAUAGAGCUUACAACCACUCAUUGGCAUGGCAUUAUAUCCAUCCCUCUGAAUGUGAAAAUUCCUUUGUUUGCAUCAACCACCUAUCGUAAAGCUUUGGAUGCAAAGGCAGAAUUACUUGAAAUCAUCAGGAAGCAAUUACAAGUUGCAAGUGUUGGAUUUAUUUCUCAGAUGCAUGAUGACAACAGAAUGGAGUUUGAGAAACAGGCUGAUCACAUUCUUCUUUUCGUGUCAGCAUUGGUACCAAAGGCAUUGGCAGCAAUUUUAACAGCAUUUAUUUUUUCUUCACCAUUUUGGUAUGAAAAAUUUGUUGAUUUAAAAGGAAACAUGAAAGAAGAAGAUCUUUUAGGAAUAAUUUUAGAGGUAGAACGCUGUUGGCCUCCUUUUGUAGGAGGUAGACGAGUGGCUAACAAGGACUGCCAAUUGGGAGGAUAUUUAAUUCCUAAGGGGUAUGGAGUUAUCUACCUGGCUACAUCGGCUCACAGAGAUCCAUCAGUAUUCAGUAAUCCAGAAGAGUUUAUAGCAUCUCGUUGGACUGGAGAUGUACCAGCCCAGAGAUCUACACUUUUCACAUUUGGUGCAGGAUCAAGGAGUUGCAUUGGAACAGAUUUGAUGGAGGCAGUAAUUUUGAAAUUCUGUAGGAAGUUGAUGGAAAGAUUCCAGUGGGAAGUGAAAGAAAAUGGAGGAAGUCUGAAAUGGAUGCCAGUAUCAAGGCCAAAAGAUCGUGUCAUUGCUGUUUUCAAGUCUCAUAUAAGUACUUCAGAGAAGGAUCAAUAAUUGCUUGCUAGUUAAGAUACAAAAUGACAUAUCUAAGUAGCCUAAAAACAAUGUGUUCUAGUUUCAGAAUAAAAACAAAAUAGUAAUUAGCACAAGGUAAUAAUUACCUCAAAUUCCAGUAGGAUAUCUUACCUUUACUCACAAAUAGCUUUUCUUGACUUUUACUCCCCUCUAUAGGUGCAAAUGUUUGCUCGCCACUGGCGUCGAUACUCCCACAUAUUCUCAUGUCUACUCACGUGAGCCAUCUGCAUCCUAUUAUGUAAAUGAUCAUGCAGCAACUUCCAACAAUAUGAGUGCAACACAAUUCCUAUCAUAACUAGCACCCUCUCUUCUGUGUAUCCCGUAAUCACUUCUGGAUUGGUACUCCUACUGAUAGGAUGUGUUUUUGCUUGUUAUUUCCUACUAAUGGUUUCAACUUGAUAACGAGGAACCCACUUUUUAGAAAAUAUAAGUUUGAGACGGCUUGACUGGGUAAUGAAAAAAUUUUAUUAUAAAGAUACGACAUUUCGACAAGAUUUGUUAUCCUCAGGUACAAGUAGCUUACAGAGAUACAUGAGUAUAUGUACAGUAUAGAACAAAGAGGUCACAUGACCAGAUAUUGCUUCACAGUCUAAUAUAGGUAUCUUGGUACCCUGGGGUGUUGAUUUAAGGUGGGGCUAUUUUCUUCAAUUAAGAUAGCUU